CGCAGAGAGGCUGGCAUGCCAAUGGCUGGGGCGCCUGCCCGGCUCAGUCGAGCGAAGGCAGGCAGGAGGACGCCUCGCAGCCCGGGCAAGGAAGGCGGCGGCGGCCAGGAGCCCUCGUAGCCCAGCCCCAGCCCCGCGGAGCCAUGGUCUCCUGGAUCAUCUCCAGGCUAGUGGUGCUCAUAUUUGGCACUCUGUAUCCUGCGUAUUACUCUUACAAAGCUGUAAAGUCAAAGGAUAUUAAAGAAUAUGUAAAAUGGAUGAUGUACUGGAUUAUAUUUGCACUCUUCACGACGGCAGAGACGUUCACGGACAUUUUUCUUUGCUGGUUUCCGUUUUAUUAUGAACUCAAAAUAGCUUUUGUAGCUUGGUUGUUGUCUCCAUACACAAAGGGCUCCAGCCUCCUUUAUAGAAAAUUUGUACAUCCAACAUUGUCUUCAAAAGAAAAGGAAAUAGAUGACUGCCUAGUCCAAGCAAAAGAUCGAAGCUACGAUGCCCUUGUACACUUUGGGAAGCGGGGCCUAAAUGUCGCAGCCACAGCUGCUGUGAUGGCAGCUUCUAAGAGCCAAGGAGCUUUGACAGAGAGACUUCGGAGCUUCAGUAUGCAAGAUCUCACAACAAUUAGAGGAGAGAGUAGUAGCACAGUGACUCCAUCACCGCCACCACCUCCUGCUCCAUCAGGUUCGGUACGAUCAAGCAGCAAGGAGAGCCGGUCGAAAGCAUCCAAAAGCGCUUCGGACAGUAUUGGACGCUCAGAGUGUGCAUGUUGUACAGUUUGCCAAGCUGUCCAAGUGGUUGAACUAGAGAGUGAGGCAGACACCGAAAAACCACUUGAGGCAAACUGUGAAUCAACUGAUGUUGUCUUCUCAGAUGAUGAUGAGAAGGACUCCUUGGAUUGUACAGCCAAGGCUAAAAAACCUCAGGCAAAGAAUGCAGUCAUUGAGGCACCGCCUAGGAGCCUUAGACCUCGUUUCAGGAAAAAAAGUACCUCAUCGUCUACCACUGAAACCAUGUAAGUGUGAUGAGCCAUUAGCACCGAGAUCUACAGAAUGUCUCUCUUCUGCCUUAAAAGAUCUACUUCGUUAAUAAUGUAGAAAAAAACCCAGUGGUGAGAUGGAUGUGCUUGUGACAUUGCAGCAUUGUAAACAUGCCAUGUCAUGCUUUCUUUUUCAUAUGCUGUUUGUUCUAUGACCAUCGGUGUACAUUGCAACCUGGUAGGCAAAAGCAAUGCUUCUUGCUACCCCUUUGGAUUUAUUUGCAAAAUAGCAAUUUUUUUCAGCUCUAAUGCUGAGGCUGUAUAUUUGUAAUUACUUGUUACAUCACUUUAUUUUAACUCUAUGAAUGCAAUUUAAGAAAAGAAUUGUUAAUUUAAAUCUUAAUAUCUGGAAUAAUAUUUAUUUGGGGUUUCCUAGUGUAUAAAGUAGACUGGCAGGGGCCACAGAUUUUCUACCCAAACUGUUUCCAUCUUAUCUUUAUAGUAAGACUGUGAAUGAUGUGAGAAAGCAUUGUUUUGACUGCAUAAGCUUUGAAAACUUAAUAUCAAAUCUGAGCUACAUCACAAUUUCUUCUCUAUAUUUCAUUUCCUGUAGAUCUGUUACAGUGCAUGUUGUUUUGUCACAAAAUCAUUUGGACAGUGCCUCUAAGUAUAUAGGAUUCGAACAGUUUUGUAAAGAAGUGUCUUGUGUAUAAAAUGAAAAAAUCAAGAAUUGUUAUAAAUCUUGAUAAUUUGAAUGGGCAGUUGUACAAGCUUUCCAAGGCAUGUUUGUAAUAAUAACAACAAAUGCUAGGAGGCAAGCCAGAAUCACAUUAACAGUAUUAGUUUAGAUGCAAGUCAACUUUGUCUGGGUCCUUCUAAUAUUUUCCUAGAUUGUAUGUACUCAUUUCAUUUUCCAAAGGGUAGUAAGUAGAUCAUCAUAGCUCAUCUCCUUUGUGUGUAAUUCAGAGAUUUUGUUUGUAGUAUACAGUAUAAAUCACAGUAGUUUUAGAUUGGACAGUGCAUUUGUAAUAUAGAGAAGUACAAAUUGAGGAAAAUGUUCUAGGACUUGUAUACUUGUGCUUCAGAUUGAUGUCUCCUUUAAGUGUAAAGCAUGUGAAACCUAGAAGUUAAAACUGUAGACAUCUGUUUUUACUCUUGGAUCUAUCUUGUUAAGUAGAAAGCAUUUAACGUUGUAGAACAUAAAAGAUCUCAUCAUUGAGAACAGAUGGGUAGAUAAAAAUGAUACUACUAACCUACUUCACAUAAGGCAGUGACUUAGAUGGCUAUCAGGCUCCAAAAUCUAAAGAGGCUUUUUAAUACACCACUCUUGGAUCUAAAGAUCCACAUGUUAGUCUUUGCCCCAGUGCUUUCUAAAUGCUAUUUUGAAACAUCCUAAUGUUUUUGAAAAGCCUUAAAAUCCCAAUAUUGCGUAAGCAUGCUAUAAAUAACCAUGUGUAAGCAUGGUUACUGCUGUAUAACAGAACAAGUUCUUCCCAUAAUUAAAACAUAUUUAAAAUUUCCAUAUUAGCAGAAAUUACGUUAUCUUGCAAGCAAAUUAGCUGUUUUGCCACCAUGCUAUUAUAUGUGAUGAAAUACAAUUAAAAGCUGAAAAUAUGUAUUCAGAUAUGCCAAAAAGAUACAUUUGUAAAUUUCUCCACAUACUGCUGUUAGCACUCAUUUGGGUUAAAACUAAGCAAUGUCUAUUUGACCUGCUGUUUUAUUCAAAAUAUGACUGUUCUGGACUUCUUUUUGUUAAGUGCUAAAGCAAAACUAUUGAACUGCCUUAUCUCUCAAAUCAAUUCACUGUUAAAAAAGAGCUGUUUCUGGCAAAUGUGCUAAUUUACCAGCUAAACUGUAGAUGUGUGUAUAGUUUAACGAGAAGCAUAAAUGCAAAUAGGCAUACAUUUAACUUUAAUGAAUCUUUAAUUCAUAUUAUAAAGGAAGCAGGUUGUUUAAGAAAAGCUGGCCAUGGCAGCUGCCACUAAUUUUCAUAUAUCUCCAACAAACCACAUCAGCAUUUACCAAUUGGAAUGCCUAUGGCAUGUAUUUGCUGCAAAAUUACUGAAGCCUUUUUUCAGAAGAUUCCCUUAUUGUCUAGUGACUUAUUUUUAGUAGACAAGUUUGUAAGCACUACAUAUAUUGUUCGAGACUGAUAUUCCCUGCUGUUUUGCUUGAAUUCUGUAGCCUCACUUUGGACCAACAGUUGGGAGUCAAAUGUGCAUCCAAAGACAACCAACUGCAACUUCCACACUGCUCAACACUUGUGUUGCUUGUUGCAUUGCAAAUGGGGAAACAGCAGCAUGUAACUCAAAGAAUAUAGGCCUCGUAUUCUUUAGUGCACUGCUUCUUAAACUGUGGGUCACAAUCUCAAAUGGAGUCCCAUUUGCUCAAUGCUGGGGUCCCAACAUUUUUUGUGGCCAUUUACAAAAAUCUGUUGUGCAGUAUUUACAGUGGACUCUGCAGAAGAUGCUUCAGCUAUACUUCAUUAAAAGGAAAAUCAACCUGUUUAGCAAGCCUUGCAAAUGCUGAUCUGUUAAUCAGUAAACGUUUGGUUUUCAUACCUACCUUAUAUACCUAUAGCCAGGGUCACAUAAAAAUUCCUUGAGCCAAAAAGACACGAAUUGAAAAGUUUAAGAAAUCCUGCUUUAGUGCACCACACUUACCCUUUGACUUUUUAUCAUGUCGGAAGCGACUUGAGAACAUAUUGCAAGUCGCUUCUGGUGUGAGAGAAUUGGCCGUCUACAAAGACGUUGCCCAGGGGACGCCUGGAUGUGUUACCAUCCUGAUGGGAGGCUUCUCUCAUGUCCCUGCAAGCUAGAGCUGACAGAUGGCCGCUCACCCAAUUUUGCGGAUUCAAAUCGGCAAGCUUCAGGUCAGCAACCUAACCUUUAGAUCAGCAGUUCAUCCGGCACAAGGGUUUAACCCAUUGCAGCUAAAAUUCUAGCACGAUAAACUGAAACCUGAAUUUUGAAAUGUUUACUACAAAAGAAUUAUAACAUUUCUAACCAUCAGUGCAGACCAUAUAUUACCCAGAUACUAUUUUAGAAGUGAAUCGACUUCAUAGUCUACACCCGAAUAGCAAAACUGAUUUAACUUCCAUAGUUUAGGUGGAGGGGCCACUGUUUGUUGCACACAGAAUAUUAAUCCUUGUGAUGUCCAGUUAUAAGGAUCAGCAAAAAUAAUGGGGAAAUCCUCUGUUAGAAAGUCUGUGGAAUUACUGACAGAGUAGAAAACACUGGGCUACAAGGACAAAUAGUUUGAGCUGGUAUUAAGAAUGCUUGCUAGAUAAUAAGAAAGAUUACUUAAUAUUAAAAAAACCCUAUUAAAAUGGAAUCAAGAAUUUUAUUAAAUAUUUAAGAGGAAAUGAUAGAAAAUUAAUAGCUAAUCAUGGUAUCUUCAAAAUUAAGACAGAAAGAAAUGCCACAUGGAACACUGGGAUUCUCUCUGGCCAGUUGCAAACAGCCUGCUACCUUCAAGCUGUGCUCUGCAAAAUAAAUGUGUUCAGUAGUUGAUAAUUGUACUUGUGCCUAAAUGCUUGUUAAUUAGUCUCGCUUUUUUUGUCAGUAUGUUUUGCACCUAGCACACUCUUUGAAACUGUCGAUAACACUGUAUUUUGGAAAGUUACACAAAUGGCCAAUGUCUGAGGUCAGUAUCUGUGCACUUAAAAUGGUUUAUUUCCAGUGAUUCAUAGCAGAGAUGUUAGAUUAGAACACUUGAGAAUGCGUUGCAAGGCUCAAGACUAUAACAGUAUUCCAAAGGUCGAUGUUUUGUUAUAUUGCUUGAAAUACAUCAUGACAAUAAAGUCUUAAACUUUUCUUUAAAAAAA
Messenger RNA from Anolis carolinensis (green anole), 4799 nucleotides. It is a transcript of the gene reep1, whose product is annotated as receptor accessory protein 1. The transcript is spliced from 9 exons. Lineage: Eukaryota; Metazoa; Chordata; Lepidosauria; Squamata; Anolidae. The record is from RefSeq and is a predicted model, not a curated record. Gene Ontology annotation, cellular component: endoplasmic reticulum membrane; cytoplasmic microtubule. Bases 144 to 1013 code for a protein of 289 amino acids. Gene Ontology annotation, molecular function: microtubule binding; olfactory receptor binding.